This is a messenger RNA of Eremomyces bilateralis CBS 781.70, 374 nucleotides long. RefSeq lists its product as uncharacterized. The transcript has a single exon. The coding region runs from base 89 to 298 and encodes 69 amino acids. Lineage: Eukaryota; Fungi; Ascomycota; Dothideomycetes; Eremomycetales; Eremomycetaceae. The record is from RefSeq and is a predicted model, not a curated record.
CCGAGUCGGGCGGUCGAAGCUCUAGAAUUGAAUCCGGUCAAGAGCAGAGAAGUCGACCGGAACGUAGAACUCGUGUCGGCUGCAGAGGAUGAGAGAAUUGGCCGCCCAGCGUUUUUUUUCUUUCGUGGUUUGGGAAAUGAAAUGGCGAGAGACAGCUGACAUGUGGGUGCAGGACCACGCACGUCACCACCAACAACGACAGAUGCUGCACAAGGACGGGUGGAAUACAGAAUGGAUCAAAAGGAGACCGGAGAUGCCGACAGGACCAGGUAGUAACAGGAUGAAAAGGAUAAAGUAGCCAUCAGGAGAGGAGAUAUGGGAUUGGGAGAGCGACAAAAGUGGGUGUGGGGAUGGAUAUGGACAUGGAGGAGGAG